CUGACCAAUCAGCGUUAGGCGGUAAGUUUCAAAACACAAAUGGCGACGGAAAGAAUUGAAGCGCUUCUGGAAAGGACUGACCCUUCCUUCCUGAAAUCAUGCAACACCACCGAAGUGCAGGAAACCGGAGAGGGAGAAAUUAUGGCUCCCUAUCUGAUUGACUGCAGGCGAAAACAGAAGCAUGCAUUCAGACAGCUGUGUGUGGUGGAUGACAUGAUCCAGCUGCUGGCAGGUCUGGAGUCAGUGGAUCAGCUGCUGAGAGAGCCAUGUCCCCGAAACCCAGGUAAUAAUGAAGCUCGUUCCGCAUGGAAGGCAUUAAAAGCUGAAUAUCAAGAGAAAGUUCAGGAGGUGGAGGGGCUGAUCAACACUCUCCAGGCUCGCACUGAGGAGCUUCAGGCUAAACGGAAGACCCUGGAGACUCUACUGUCCACUCUGCAGAUAAAGAAAGAGGAGUGCAAAGAGAAGGAGAGAAUCACAGCUAAACGAAAUCAGAGAGCUGAGAAACAGAUCAGCUUUCAGUUGGAAGAUUCCCUCCAGGCAGCGCAAAACGCUCUGAAUGUGUGUGAUUUGCAGCUCUCUAAGCUCAAGGAUGAGGUUGAAAAACAGCACGCUCGAAUUAGUGACUGGACAAUAUUAAGAGAUGGGCUGCAGACCUUGGUCUCAGUGACUCACAGAAACAUGCAGUACAGGCUGCUGUCAGUCAGUUCCUCUGAGCUGUGCCUCGAGCUCUUGCCUCGUGCUGCCGAAAAAUCACUCGAACCCCUGCGUGUGUCCAUCACCAUGACAACCAGCGAUGAGUUUCAUCUUCAGGUGUUUCAGGGCACUGCUGGUCUUGUCGAGGAGGCGGUGGACGGGCGUCUUAGGCACGUGAGCGCCGCCCUUGUGGAGGUGAUGGAGCGGUACAUAAGUCAAGGAGAGAUGCUGUCUGAGAUUCAGGCUCUGCACUCCAGGUUUGCGAUCGAUUGGUGUCCUGCUGAAAAGCUUCUGAUCUUCCUCAAGACUGCGACCACUGUUUGUCACCUGAGGGUCGAGGAGGGAUACCCUUCACACGGCCGAGCUACUCUCCUGUCUGUGAGGAAAGACGGCAAUCUGCUUGAUAUCGCCCAUCAUCAGCCGCCGGUGCAGCAUCCUGUCCUGACAGAGUGGCUUGAGUUUCUCUCCUCCAAUCCAGACAUCUGACAUCACCAGAUUUACUCCAGCCCAGAUCUUCUGGUUUGACUUCACCAUGAAUGUCAUGAGUCAGAGUCUAUUAUAUUACACGUAAUCCACUGUACAGUUCUGGUUUCAUUGCUGAUACAUAUAAAUUAAUGUUUGUGUCUGCAUUGUGAGUCUAUAUUAUCUAACCAACCCAGACUGCCAUAAUUAUUAAUAGAAUUAUUAUUGGCAUAAAUAACCCAUGCCAAAGCAUUGUAAAUAAACAGUAUUUCAAUUUAAGUCUCAUACUGUAUGUUUUCAAGUAGCAAAGAGUUGUGCAUUGUUCACUUCAGUAAAUACAGGUCCCAUGACAUCUCUCUACAGUGUAGUUUAAAUUUCCUGUGUCUAAUAAAAAAAUCAAAAAAGGUAAAUAAACUGAAUCUAAAAUGUA
Carassius auratus (goldfish) is the source of this 1585-nucleotide messenger RNA. RefSeq names its product ZW10 interactor. The record is from RefSeq and is a predicted model, not a curated record. The transcript is spliced from 10 exons. Gene Ontology annotation, biological process: mitotic cell cycle checkpoint signaling. Lineage: Eukaryota; Metazoa; Chordata; Actinopteri; Cypriniformes; Cyprinidae. Gene Ontology annotation, cellular component: kinetochore. The coding region runs from base 40 to 1179 and encodes 379 amino acids.